Molecule: messenger RNA, 1158 nt
Organism: Stegostoma tigrinum
Lineage: Eukaryota; Metazoa; Chordata; Chondrichthyes; Orectolobiformes; Stegostomatidae
Gene: nampt2
Product: nicotinamide phosphoribosyltransferase 2
Biological process (GO): NAD+ biosynthetic process
Molecular function (GO): nicotinamide phosphoribosyltransferase activity
Source: RefSeq, a predicted model, not a curated record
AUGGCUGUCUCUGUAAUCACGGCCAUUAACCCCUUGGCUGAGGUCAAGCCUGGAUACAAUACUGCUGACUUUUUGAUGAGGGCCACUGUGGCACAGACAAUAAGUAUGCUGGAGAUAUACUUCCAGAGUUUGGAUCAGUUUGUGGGGGUGGAUGGCUGUCCUUGCAGUCCAAACCAGACUGAGAACAUAAAGCAACUGUUUGCUUUUCAAUCAAUGAGCUUACAGACAAUGAGUGAAUAUGCCACAGAAUCCUAUCUUGCCAGUAUCCAGGUAGCAAAAGUGACAAUGUGUCAAUCCCCUUCAGUAGCAGACCCCUGGACUCAGAAACACACUGGACAUUUACCUGGUUGUAUUAAAGAUAUUCUUGGAGGAAGCAUCAUUCAUCAUGGAAAUGUUCUUUUAACAGUGGAGAAUACAGAUCAAAAUGUUUAUUGGCUGACCAACUACAUUGAGGCUAUUCUUGUUCAGGCCUGGUAUCCUAUCACCAUUGUUACCAUAUUCAAGGAAUUUAAUAAAAUUCUAGCUCUGUAUUUACACAAAACAUCAGGGAAUCUGAAUGGUCUGGAGUUCAAAUUACAUGACUUUGGUCGCAGGGGAGCCUCUUCUCAGAAGUCUUCAGCUCUUGCAGCCCACUUGGUCAAUUUCCAAAGCUUGGACGCAGUUGCAGAACUUUUGAUGGCUCAACUGUUUUACAACUGUCAAAUGGCUGGAUUUUCAAUCCCAACUGCAGAACACAUUAAUAAAGUCAGUUAUCCCAUUGUCUGGUUGUCUAUUAUCAUUGCCUGUUUUGGUGUGUCUGAAUAUUUGUAUUUAACUGCUUGUAUGUUUUACCAUCAACUGGAUGUCUAUAAACAGUUAGUGAUUGAUCCAUUAAAACCUUCACACAGCGGGCCGCUAACUCUGAGGAGAAAUCUAGAUUGAAAAAUUAAAACAAUUGAAAAAGGGAAUGGGAAUCCAGAGAAGGACCUUCUGGUUGCUGUUUUAGAGAAUGGAAAUAUUCUCCAAAAAUACAUACUUGAAGAGAUAUGAUCAAAUGCAAAGCUGAAGGUUGAUGAAUUGUUGUAUCUCAAGCCAAAUGUAGAGUUGCUUCGUGGAAGCUAUUUAAAAAAGGCAAUUCAUUACAUUAGAGCAAAAUGCUCAGCCGUGCUGUCAUCUUGA